AUGAAUUCUUGUGUCACUCAAUUUCUUUUCAAACUUUCUGCAACUGGUUCUUCUGAUAUCAAUAUCUCUACUUUUUACAAACGUCUUACAUUUGAUAUAAUUUGUUCCUGUUGCUAUGGUUUGAAUUCACCUUCCGAAGAAUACUAUCAAAAAGUUGAAGAGGUCUUUGCAAUUGAUCUUACACAAUCUCUAUGGCUAAAAUUAACUUGUUUACUUGGUUCGACGUCGUUUCUCUCACAAUUAAUUGAAAAAUUGUACAGAUCACAAGAUGAUUUCAAACGUUUUUUGAAUGGAAAACAGAAUUUUUUUCAAUUUGGUGAAUUUCCAAGAUAUUGGAUCAGAGAAAAAGUUCGAGAAAUUGUUGAUUUAGGAGUAGAAAGUCGUGACGAUGUUGGAAAAAUUGAUUUAGUACAUUUAUUAUUGAAAGCUACAAAUAAGGAUGGCUCGAUUUCUCAUGGUGAAAUCUUACAAAACGUUUCUGCAUUUCUUAUUGCUGGUUACGAACCCACAGCAGCGACUAUGGUCUAUUCUACUUAUAUCUUAGCGACUCAUCCAGAGGAACAGUUGAAGUUACAAAUGGAAAUCGAUUCAUAUGAAGACGAAGGAGAGAUGAGUUAUGAUGUGGUUAUCAAAAAAUUUGAAUAUCUGGAUAGAUUUCUAAGAGAAGUUUUACGAAUGUACCCGAUUGCAAUACAGCAACUUAGCCGUCAGUGUGAACAAGAAACGGUGGUUAGAGAUGAACAUGGAAAAGAAUUUAAAAUUGAAAAAGAUGACAUCGUUCAAGCUGAUGUCUACUCGCUCCACUAUUCUACGGAUCUUUGGGGACCAACGGAUCCAGGUAUAUUCUAUCCUGAUCGUCAUAUUACACAACAAUCACAAUGCGCUUUUCUCGGAUUUGGCUUGGGUCCACGCCAAUGUAUUGGCAUGCGUUUUGCUAUGUCAAUCAUUAAAUUAACAUUGAUACGUUUACUGAAAGAAUAUACGGUGGUACACAGUAACAAAUUAGAAGAAAAUUGGUGUUUAACUGAUAAACGUGUUAUAACUGCCCAAAACUGUUGGAUUCGAUUAGAAGCGAGACAAUGA
Molecule: messenger RNA, 1083 nt
Organism: Adineta steineri
Lineage: Eukaryota; Metazoa; Rotifera; Eurotatoria; Adinetida; Adinetidae
Source: the annotation of a GenBank genome assembly